Molecule: messenger RNA, 2867 nt
Organism: Penaeus monodon (black tiger shrimp)
Lineage: Eukaryota; Metazoa; Arthropoda; Malacostraca; Decapoda; Penaeidae
Gene: kermit
Product: PDZ domain-containing protein GIPC1-like
Molecular function (GO): protein binding
Source: RefSeq, a predicted model, not a curated record
CGCCUCGCCUCUCAGUCAGUGUGAGGCCGUCGCGGUGUAAGGACGUCGCUGCCACUGCUAGCGCUACUGUUAGUGGUCCUUCGUGGUCUCCUGCCGCGUCGCCGUCUGUAGUGAGAGUGAGGCGCCAAAGAGCGCAUGUGUGAUAGUGUUGAGGGCCCCGCGCCAGACGCGUGAGCCACCAUGCCACUUUUCAAGCCCAGGAAACGUGACGAAGGGAGCAAUGGUGUUGACGACAGUAACGCCCAUCACCCGAGUUCCAGGCCGCCCACGAAUGGCCACACACCGCCCCCCGACCCUCCUGUCACGCGGCCUAAGCUAGUCUUCCACUGCCAGCAGGCGCAUGGCUCCCCCACAGGCAUUAUCUCGGGAUUCACAAACGUCAAGGAACUCUACCAAAAGAUCGCCGAGUGCUACGACAUCCCCACAGAAGACAUCCUGUUCUGCACGCUCAACACACACAAGGUCGAUAUGACCAAGCUUUUAGGCGGGCAAAUCGGCUUAGAUGACUUCAUAUUCGCACAUCGGAAAGGUUGGAGACCAUAUAGAGAAGAUCGAUGGUAAGUCUUUGGUGGGGCACCGGCACUACGAAGUGGCCAAAAUGCUCAAGGAGAUUCCACGUGGAACUACAUUUGUGAUGCGUCUUGUGGAGCCCCUCAAGGCUGGCUUCGCUAACAUUGGGCCAAGAUCUGACCCUCGUUCCGGUAGCAAGAAGGGCUAUGGCAGUGGAAAGCAAACACUCCGCUUCAAAGCAAAUGGUCAAGCGGAGGUUGAGGAUGCGCCUGAUGAUUUAUCAACAUAUGCUGUUGAAAAAAUCAACUCACUUCUUGAAGGAUUUAUGGGCAUAAACGACAAUGAUUUAGCCUCUCAGAUAUGGGAGUUGGGUCAGCAGAAGCAGAACACAAUGGAAUUUGCCGAAGCUGUGGACGAAUCUGACCUGGAGGCAUUUGGGUUCACCGAUGACUUCAUCUUUGAGCUUUGGGGGGCAAUUACCGAUGCCAAGGCUGGUAGACUGAAGAAAUAAGAGUCGGUACAAAUGUCAUAGAUACCACAAGGAUCUAGAGAUGAAAAUGGAAUGAGUAAUGCAUAUAGUAUAGUGUAAUGUUUACAAGACUUCCAUGAAUAUUGUGUUUUUACAUGAACAUUAUAUGGGUUAUACAAACUUUUAUUGUCCCUCUGAGUAUUGAAUUCAAGCAUAAAUAUGCAGAUACGAUGUGACUGUGUGUGUAAUAUUCAGUGGUUAUUGCAGUUUGAAUUAUAAUCCAGGCACUUCCUAAGGGAGAAUUCCUGGUGUCAAUAAAUAUGAUAAUAUUUUUACAUUAUCUGAUAAAGAACACAAGCUAAUCCAUGAAAGUGUUUGCUAUUUAGAGUAGUGAAGCUUUUUCAUAAUGAAAGGCAUAUAUACAUAUCUGUAAUGGAAAGACGAGCUUUCAUAAUAUAACAUCUCUCAAAUGUAAUUUUUAAAAUGUCAAUGCUUGACUGGAAUUAAAGUGACAAUUUCUGAUAACUGGAAACAACACCACAAUGCAAAGAUAUUAUGAGUAUUUUAUUUUUAUUUUUUUAAUUAAAGCUGCUCUUGGUGUAUGAUUAUCAUUUUGAUUUUAUACAUGCAGUCCACAGAGACAAUAAGUUCGUUAUACAAGUUGCUUUUCACGUGACUUUUAUAUAGCCAAGUGAGAAACAUGAUAUACAAUAUUACAAGAUGGUCUACUGAGCCUUGUGGUGUGUGCGAGUGUUUGUCAAGACUUUUUUACUUAAAGAAUGAACUCCUCAUCAUUACUUAGGUUUGAUAUACACUUUUAGGAGAGUCAUUUAUACAUCUGUUAGAUUUUACACAAUCCUGAUAAUACCAUAUUGCAGAAUGCAUGUGUGAAUGAAUGUUCUUAAUCAUACAAUCAUUAAGUCACCAGCUGAUUCCAAAUUUUCAUAAUUCACACAAUUAUAUACUGAUUAGUAUCUGCAGAAACAUGAACUGUAAUUAAGAGGCCUAAUUUUAUUGAAAUAUGCUUGAAAGUGAUAGGUACCACUUUCUUCACUUUUUGAAAGCUGGAUUAUGUGGAGCAAAAUUACAUACUUUAGAUAUCCCCUUCCUCAUGAAAACUGUAGUUACAUCCAAACCUUAUGUAAUGCACAGGAAUUUUGGCCAGUGUUGCUGUAAUAGAAAUGGAAAGCAGUUCACCAACUGAAGGAAAAUGAACUAGGAAAGUAUAAAAGAGUUUGAGAAGGACUAAGAAAGCUUGAAAAGUUAAUGGAAUUCAGUAGCAGUAGCCUGAAGUUAUUGUCAUACUGAUAUAUUUUUUCAUUGACCAAAUAGAAUAUGUUUAUUUGGUUCUUAAAACUUAAAGAUAUUUCCAUACUUUGAAUUCCUAUAUUCUUGAUACUGCUAGCUAGAUAUAGUAUGAAGUGGUGACGUCUGGACAGAUUCCAACUUCAUAAUCCCUUUUUAUUUGAAGUGACGUGUUUGUAUUGCUAGGUAAGAUGAAGAUGUCCUUACCACCAGAUUUCCAAUUCAAGUGUAAAGACAGGCAUAAAUGUAGGGUUGUGUUUUUGAGGAAUGCUGAAUGAUCUAGCUGCUACUCUUGUUUUCAUCUGCUUGAGAACUGACAGGGGACCCUUAAUACUGUAAAAAAAGGGAAGUAUGUUUCCUUUCCACAAAACUUACUAUACUUUUCUCUUGUGCUAAAAUAUUACCAUUAUACACUGUGAGAAAAAAAAACAGUUAAAGUUAAAAAUGCAUACACUCAAAAAUGCCUAAUCAUUUAUGUCAUUAUUUAGGAAUGAUUUCAAAUUUGUCUUAUAGGUAAGGUAAUAUGUAUUUAUGUAACUCAGUGAGCAUUUCCUUGUACAGUUAAUAUAAUGAGCUUUGUGUA